Messenger RNA from Zingiber officinale, 2802 nucleotides. RefSeq lists its product as uncharacterized. Gene Ontology annotation, molecular function: microtubule binding. The record is from RefSeq and is a predicted model, not a curated record. NCBI's taxonomy places the organism in Eukaryota, Viridiplantae, Streptophyta, Magnoliopsida, Zingiberales, Zingiberaceae. Bases 349 to 2637 code for a protein of 762 amino acids. The transcript is spliced from 11 exons.
CAGCUCGUCGGAUGACAGCGGCUUCUCCUCCGCCGCCCCUGGCCGCGGUGCUUUUCCUCCUCUUUCUCCUCCCCGGAGCAGCAAGAGUCCGAGUCUUCCGCCGCCGCUGCAGCCGCCGCUACCAUCUCCAGCUGGUCGCCCCUCACCCAGGCGGCAGCGAUCGAUCUAGUUCAACCCAAUCUAAGCCGGUCCGGUAAAUAAACCGGAUGAUAAAAUUCUCCCGCUCGAAUCCGCUUUGAAUUUCCUCGCAUUAAAGAAAAGGAAAGGAAUAAAAGCAGGUAAACUAAGACGAGGAAGGCGGCCACAGUCGCCGCCGCAUCGAGAUCGCCUCUCGGAGCCGGAGACCAGAUGGGAUCGCUAUUGAACCCUCCCGAUCUACCCUUUACAGCCGCGGAGGAAGACGUCGUGUCCUCACUGCCGCCGCCCGUGGCGAACCCUAGCUCAUCUUCAGAUGCAAGAUUAGUGGAUUAUAAGAUUGAUCUAAACCACUGUUGUCAAUCACCCAAUCCUUUGGAGAAGGAGAGUUUGCCCACUAUUGAAGAAGAUGGCUUGGAUAUGUCAACCUUUUCUAAAUUGGGAACAACACAGAAGAAGAGCAAAAUGGCUAAUGGUGUUAACUUGAGGAAAAGCUUAGCUUGGAACUCAGCAUUUUUCACUGAAGAAGGUGUGCUCAAUCCAUUGGAGUUGUCUGUUCUUGGUGGAUCUUCCUUGAGGUCGAAGGAGAAGAUUCUUUCUCUGGUUAAUGGACAGAUAUCACCACUACUAGGACUCCAUGAAAGAAGUCCAGCUGUUGGCCACCAGAAGUCUUAUGGUAAAAUGGUUGCACUUUCUGCAAGCAAAGACAACAAAAAUUUUAAGGAAGAAAAUCUACUUAGCAAGUUAAAUGCUUCAAUUCCGGAAGAACAGCAAGAGGGUGAAGGAAUCAAAUACUCAAGCAAGAACAUUGGAAGAGUUGCAUCUAGAUUAGCAACUCCAUCUUCUCAAAAGAGAACUGCAAACACAAAUGCUGCAAAUCGUACAUCCAAAAUCCCAAAGUUCAUGCCUGCAAAGUCACAUACUGCUUCUAUUCCAAGGGACACUAGGGAUGCCAUCCCUUGUGUGAGGAACUUAAAGUCCAAUACAAGUGCCACUGCAGUUGACAUGGAACACACUCUUCAAAAAAGAUGUUUUCAAUCAAACAUAAGAAACCAAUCUGCCUGUCCUCAAUCAAUGAAACCUUCUGCAAUUUAUCUUUCUAGGCCGCUGGUUCCGCUAAUUGAUAAAGGUACAACUGAAAAUUUAUCAGUUCCUAAAGUGGUGAAGCGAACAUCCACUUCUUCUAUCACAGUUAAUGGAUCUUCAUCACUCCCUAAGAAAGUCCAUGGAGAUGCUAUUGCACAUGCCAAACCAUCUGGGUUGCGAAUGCCUUCUCCAUCACUAGGAUUUUUUCAGCAGGGUAAGCUUCCUCCAACUGGUAUCCAGUCUCAAAGAACUGUUCAUCUGUGCCGACCUACUAUUCCACUUGGAAAAACAAUAGGCGUUACACCAGCAGGUGAAUCAAAGGCUUCACUUGCUUCUACUAGGGAAAAAACAAUUAAUGGUCCUGUUGCCCCAAAAUAUUUUGCUAGGACGACAACAUCAACUAAAAUGGAGAACUCUUACAAACCUAGUUCUUUAUCCGCAUUUAAUGGAAAUGUGGCGCAUCCAUCAAGUGGUGAAAAUGCUUCCACGAUUCAGCUGGGUAUAGAUAAGGAAGUGCCUUAUGCAAGCAACUCAAUGCUGCAGAUUGGUGACAAGGCAUGCUCUCUUGGGGAAUUAAAUGAGACUUGGAUAGAUGAACGCCCUUCUUCAGAGGAUAACAGUGCCAAGCAAUCACCACCAUCAUAUAGGGGAUUUGCUACAGAUGCUAUUUCAGGACAGGAUGAACAGGCAACUGGGAAUUUACAAGUAAAUCCAGAUGCAGAGUUUGUCCUCUCAGAUCUAGUAGAUGAUUUUUCUUCUUUGCCUGCAGCUAAAUCAUCCUUGAGUUUGUCUAAACAUGGAGUUGAUAGUUCUAUUGCUUUUAGCAGUCUUGAAGAAGAUUGUUCUUUAACUGUAGAAGCAGGCACUGAGGAUGAAAACAACUCAUAUCUAAGGUCCAGCACUGAGCACAACUCUGAUACUGAUUUCAUUAGCAAUUCAGAAAUCGUGAAUCCUCCAUCUGAAAAGCCUGGCAUAUCUGCUAAAACAGUAAAUUAUGGAACAAACUACUCGCCUGUGAGAUUGACUAGUGUUUUGGAGGAUUCUCUAACUUCACCUUCGGCAAACUGUCAAAUAAAAGAUCAUACGUUGGAGUGUGUUAAUGAAGAUCAUAUCAACUCAAAAGAAGAGGAAUCCUUGUUGCAAGAUGGCAGCGAGAAUGAACAGAAGGAAAAAGUGAAGCAAGAUAUCCACCGUCUCAAACUGAAUGCAGUCCCAUUUAGCGAGGAGUGGUUAGCUGCAAUUGAGACAUUUGGAGAGGAUAUAUUAGAGUUGAAGACAGGUCCUGUACAAAAUUCUCCAACUGACAAGACUCUUCCUGAACCAGGUCCAUGGUCACCGAUGAAACGCAAAGCUCAAGACGUAGGACCAUUCGAUUGCACAAAACACUCUACAAAACUCUCUGAACCCACCUCAUAGGUGGAGCUGCAAUUUGCUGUAUCAACAGAGUUCUUGGUGAAACUAAAGGCAUAAUUGCUCGUCCUGUUAAAUGUUAUCAACAUCAUUUCAUUUGUUGUAAUGGAAGGCUUAUGUCAAACACAAACUUUGUAGCAUCUGGAGAAUAAAAAUGGCAGUUCCACGCCU